Juglans regia (Persian walnut) is the source of this 1429-nucleotide messenger RNA. RefSeq names its product solute carrier family 35 member F1-like. Gene Ontology annotation, cellular component: membrane. Gene Ontology annotation, molecular function: transmembrane transporter activity. The transcript is spliced from 11 exons. Gene Ontology annotation, biological process: transmembrane transport. Lineage: Eukaryota; Viridiplantae; Streptophyta; Magnoliopsida; Fagales; Juglandaceae. The record is from RefSeq and is a predicted model, not a curated record. The coding region runs from base 155 to 1183 and encodes 342 amino acids.
CACGCUAACAUAUGACUCAUCUAUCAAUUAUUUUAUGGCCUGUGCGAUAUUCCUUUAAGUACAACAAAAAAAGUGCUCGCGAUACGCAUGCUCAGUUACAGCAAAUCUCCAGGCAGCACGAGCUUCUGCUUUGGUAUCGUGUUCUACUUUCAGUAUGAGCUUGUUCGCCUGGAACAUGAGCUGCUGGGGAAGCCAUGAAAUCAAGCGAACACUCUACUUAUUGUUCUUGGGUCAGGUCGUCUCUUUUGUACUUGCACUCAUGAGCUUCACUUCGUCUCUGAUAGCCGAUCUUGGUGUAGAUACGCCACUUACUCAGACUUUGUUUGCUUACUUGGGUCUGGCUUUGAUUUAUGGGAGUAUCGUGCUGUAUAGGCGUCAGAAACUACGGGUUUCUUGGUAUUGGUAUCUCCUUUUAGGUUUUGUCGAUGUUCAAGGGAAUUACCUUGUCAACGAAGCAUUCCAGUUCUCAUCCAUUACAAGCGUAACGUUAUUGGACUGUUGGACAAUAGCAUGGGUACUGAUUCUGACUUGGUUCUUCCUAGGCACUAGAUACUCUCUAUGGCAGUUAUUUGGUGCAGCCAUCUGCGUGCUUGGCCUUGGCUUAGUGCUCAUUUCUGAUGCAGGGGUGGGUGGUGGAGGUGGUUCAAAACCUCUGCUAGGAGAUAUACUUGUCAUUGCAGGGACAAUAUUCUAUGCAAUGAGCAACGUUGGUGAGGAAUUCUGUGUUAAGCAAAAAGAUCGCGUUGAAGUUAUUGCCAUGCUUGGUAUUUAUGGAUUCCUAGUGAGUGUGGUUCAGGCAUCUAUAAUCGAGCUAAAAUCUCUGGAAUCGGUUGAGUGGUCUACAGAUAUUAUAUUAGCCUUUGCUGGCUAUGCUUUAUCAACCUUUAUGCUCUAUUCCCUCGUUCCUUUCGUUCUUAAGUUAAGUGGAGCCACAAUGUUCAAUCUCUCCAUCCUAACAUCUGAUAUGUGGGCAGUUGUCGUCCGCAUUUUUUUCUACCACCAGCAGGUGGAUUGGUUAUACUAUUUUGCUUUUGCAAUUGUAGUUAUUGGACUCAUCAUUUAUUCAAUAACUGAAAAGGAUUCGGUUCCUGUACCAGAUCUCGAGGGUGGAAACUCCAGUGCACAAUACGAAGCACUUGCCGAUGAAAGUGAAGCAUCUAGAAAUGAAUCUCUGGCUUCUUGAGUUGAGGGGGCAGGGCAGCUUGCAGUAUAAUUUUGAUUGUUGCAUUUUCGAAGUGCCAUUUUAACUUUAAGAGUGAUGACAUUAUCACUCGGGUGUUAAAAGAGUUACGGCAGACUGAUAUUGUUUAUGUAGACUUUAGAGAAGUUCAAAUUUUAUAGAUGGACUCGUUCUAAGGAUGCAGUAACUUUCCACCUGCAAUAAGUAGAGCAAUCUUGUUAUCCAAAACGUUUUCAUUAUUUUUCUUAA